AUGUCUUCUCUGGCCGACAUGUUCUCCCUGCAGGGCAAAACUGCCCUCGUCACCGGCGCCACCGGCGGCCUGGGACUGAGCAUGUGUCUGGUGCUUGCGGAAGCUGGAGCAGACAUUGUCUCAAUCCAGCUCCCUAACGACAAAGGCUCCUCAUUGCUCGAAGACGGGGUACAGGCACAGGGACGAAAGCUUUCGGUCUUCACAGCCGAUGUUGGUGAUUCCGAUGUGCUCCGCGCAACGAUGAAGCAUAUAUGGGCAGCCGGUCAUGUCUGCGACAUAUUGCUCAACUGUGCGGGCCUCAAUCAGCGAUCUCCGAUCGAACAGAAGACAAGACUCUUUGACUUGAUUCUGGGUGUGAAUCUCAAGGGCAGCUACGUGAUUGGUCAGGAGUUCGGUCGACGGCUCGUUGAGCUCGGACGUCCUGGAAAAAUCAUCUUUACCGCCUCGCUCACGUUGCCAAUGUUAAUGUGUCCGCCAAUGAAUGGGCCAGCAUGGAUAUCCAAGUGA
This is a messenger RNA of Thyridium curvatum, 507 nucleotides long. RefSeq lists its product as uncharacterized. Gene Ontology annotation, molecular function: oxidoreductase activity, acting on NAD(P)H, oxygen as acceptor. Bases 1 to 507 code for a protein of 168 amino acids. The record is from RefSeq and is a predicted model, not a curated record. The transcript is spliced from 3 exons. NCBI's taxonomy places the organism in Eukaryota, Fungi, Ascomycota, Sordariomycetes, Thyridiales, Thyridiaceae. Gene Ontology annotation, cellular component: intracellular anatomical structure.